This is a messenger RNA of Chlamydomonas reinhardtii, 1680 nucleotides long. RefSeq lists its product as uncharacterized. Bases 43 to 1494 code for a protein of 483 amino acids. Gene Ontology annotation, molecular function: mRNA binding; protein binding. The record is from RefSeq and is a predicted model, not a curated record. NCBI's taxonomy places the organism in Eukaryota, Viridiplantae, Chlorophyta, Chlorophyceae, Chlamydomonadales, Chlamydomonadaceae. The transcript has 7 exons.
GCUGGACAGUUUGCAAUCGUAAACUACUCAAUCUUUAUUACGAUGGAUCGGUGGACAGACGCCGACGAUGAUACCUGCACAAAACGAAAAGCCCCACAAGGGCGUGUUGCUGCAGGCGGGCUGGCUGCAUUUGUCAAGUCCGGAAACACAAUCGGCACGGAUGGCGCUCAGACCUUUGGCAAAAUCGAAAUUGUAGCUUCCAAACGGGAACGGAAAGCCGCUGAGGUUCAGGCCGAGGCGACCCGGCUCAUGCCUCCGCCGCGCCUGCCGGGCGCCGCCUCCGCCCCAGCUGUGGAAAUGGUUCCCACCGCUGACGGCCCCCCCAAGUGCCCCGUGCCGUCAUGGGCAGGAGAGCCGCCGGCGGGGUCGCGGCUGCUUGUGUACAAGGAGGGGACAGUCAUCCAGGACAUUGCACUGGGCAAGGUGGUGACUGUGUUCGGCCGUGUGCCGGAGCUGGCGGACGUGGUGCUGGACCACCCCUCCAUCAGCCGCCAGCACGCCACCGCCGCCUGGCACCCGGGCCGCGCCGCCUGGCUGCUCACCGACCUGGGCUCCACACACGGCACCUGGGUGGGCGACAGCCGCCUGGGCAAGAACGAGCCCGCCGAGCUGGUGCCUGGUGUGGAGGUCCGCUUCGCCGCCUCCACCCGCAGAUACAAGCUGGCGGCGCCGCUGGGCGGCAAGGCGGCGGCGGCGGCGGGGAACUGUGCCCGUGGGGAUGCGGGUGACGCAGCCGCCCCGGGUACGGCGCCAGGGUCGGGGCUGAUGCUGCCACCGCCGCCGAAGCGGCCGCGAGUAUCUUUCGCCGACGACGACUCGGCCGCUGCGGCAGGCGGCGGUGGCGGCGGUGCGCCGCGGUCUGCGCUGGAGACUGUCAUUGGCUUCACGGACGGCAAGGACUUUGUGCGAGUGGGGCCGCGCGCGGCGGCGCCGGAGGAGGGUCGCUUUGCCGCCGCCGUGCCCACCACCGUCGUACGCAUUGCCAAGCCGGCACGACCGGGCGACAACAACAGCAACGGCGGCGGACCCGGGGCGGAUGGCGCAGGCCUGGAGCCUGGCGUAGCGGGUGAAGGUGGCGGCGGCGCUGGCGGCGGGAGCAUGGCGCCGCCGCCACCGAGGAAGGCGCCGGGCAGUCCCCGGCCGGGGUGCGGCCGCGGCGCGAGCCUGACGCGGGAGGCCAGUGGCGGCGGCCCGGGUGCCCACGGCGACGAGGACGAAGAUGACGCGGCGGCGGCAGCUGGCAGCGGCCCGGGCGGCGUGAACACGAACCGGGGCCACGGCGAGGGGGGCUCUCAGUCGCCGCGGCCUUCCAGCCGGCCGGCGCCUGCGGUUAUGGAGCGGCGGGGCUCGGGCGGGGCGGGUGGGGCCGCGACGGCGGGCGUGGAUGAGGUACGGCCUCAGCUGCGCGAGUUUGUGGACCGGCUGCGGAAGGCGCCGCCGAAAGUCGGCGGCGGCGGCAGCCUGUAUGCCGCGCUGCCGCCACCUAGCCGGUAGCCCGGUAGCGGCUGCCAGGUACGGUGCGGUGACGCCAUUGGGACAGGGGUGCACUACACCGCCAGUAUGCAGUGGCGGCAUGCAGCCGGCUGAAGUGAGCGAGUGGAGUUGGGCAGGGCGGCACUGAGCACUGGCGGGCAUGGCGUUGCCGGGCAUGGGUGAUACAGGCCCUCUGACAGGACACUA